This is a messenger RNA of Cotesia congregata, 525 nucleotides long. Lineage: Eukaryota; Metazoa; Arthropoda; Insecta; Hymenoptera; Braconidae. The record is from the annotation of a GenBank genome assembly.
AUGGCGGAGCUUCACAUAUUCGGACGAAUAGAAUCAGCGGAAAAUUUUAAAAAGUCUAUUUUAUUUUGUAAAUGGAGUUUUCAUACCGGAAGUGGCUGGAAAUUAUUAAAUGGAAAUAGUGAAGGACAAACCCAAGAGUGUCGUGAUUUUUAUCGUAAAAAAUUAGCCUGGGAUCAUCCGAUCGACUUGCACUAUACAACGCACACGCUGCAAGGUUCACCAAAAUUGUUACUGCAAAUUUUUUCACGUGAUAAUUACGGUAGAAUAUUAUUCACUGCCUACGGUACAUGUUCGGUGCCGAUGAUUCCUGGAUUUCAUCAAAUUAAAUGUCAUACAUGGAAACCAAUUGGUAACUGGCAAGACAGAUUGAGAGAUAAGUUUUUGGGUAUGACAUUACAAUUAAAAACACCGAGUCUCCUAGCGAACAGUACUGACCGAUUUGAGUUAUUAACUGAAACAGAGGGUGAUGUUGACAUAAACUUUCAAAUAAUAACCCGGAAUUUUAAUAAAUUCGGUUGUCAUUGA